UCUGCCAUGACGACGCUCACCAGCACCAAACGGGCAGUCGCGCCAGCGCAGGUGCAGAUGUUCGUCGCAGACUCGGCCAAGCUCUCCAGGUCCACGCACCUUCCCAGUCUGCAUUCGCUCGCCCUCCAGAUCCUCCACAACCUCCAGUACCAGCACUAUUGGACCGACCUGAAGGUGCACACGCACUCGCCCCUUACGAAAGAGCCUCUCGCGCGGCCGCUCGUCUCUGGUCUGCCGCCGCACCGCCUCUACGUCCACCCCGACGAGCAGGUCGAGCUGCUGAAGAACGCCGACCGCCAGCGAAAAGCCGCAGAGGCAGCGGGCGAGAAGAGCGGUCUGGAGGUCAAGGCGCAGCCUGAGCACGAGUGGGUGCUGCCGACCAGGCUGAACGAGCAAUGGACGCUGCGCCGCCUCGCUGAGGUCUUCGACGAUAUCAGCAUGGCCCCGCCACAGGCCUCUGCUGCCACGCACGACACUCAGGUGAACCCUUGGAGGACAACAAAGAGGGUUGUGCUGGCUACGGUCGACACAGACAGUACUGUCGUCUACUACAUUGUACACGAUGGCGUAGUGAAGCCGCGCCAGAACUGA
Messenger RNA from Didymella exigua CBS 183.55, 591 nucleotides. RefSeq lists its product as uncharacterized. The transcript has a single exon. NCBI's taxonomy places the organism in Eukaryota, Fungi, Ascomycota, Dothideomycetes, Pleosporales, Didymellaceae. The record is from RefSeq and is a predicted model, not a curated record. Gene Ontology annotation, molecular function: nucleic acid binding. Gene Ontology annotation, cellular component: tRNA-intron endonuclease complex. Gene Ontology annotation, biological process: tRNA-type intron splice site recognition and cleavage; tRNA splicing, via endonucleolytic cleavage and ligation. The annotation marks the transcript as partial.